Metarhizium album ARSEF 1941 is the source of this 3351-nucleotide messenger RNA. RefSeq names its product symbiotic chitinase. Lineage: Eukaryota; Fungi; Ascomycota; Sordariomycetes; Hypocreales; Clavicipitaceae. Gene Ontology annotation, biological process: carbohydrate metabolic process. The coding region runs from base 1 to 3351 and encodes 1116 amino acids. The record is from RefSeq and is a predicted model, not a curated record. The transcript is spliced from 10 exons. Gene Ontology annotation, molecular function: hydrolase activity, hydrolyzing O-glycosyl compounds; chitin binding.
AUGAGACUUUCUCUGGCCUUGUUGACUGGGCUUGCCAGUCUUGCCGGCCUUGGACUUGCAAGCCAGGAUCACGGUCCUCACCACGGCCCUCGCAAGCGAUUCUCUGCCUUGGAAGGACGCUCUCGAUACUUGCAGGAAUCCCAACUGGUCAGGCGCGAGGAUUACACCUGUGGUCCGGGACGGCCUUGCAAUAACGGCGCAUGUUGCGGCGAAUCCGGCAACUGUGGCUACGGUCCGACAUAUUGCGGCAACGGAUGCACCAGCAACUGCAAUGCUCACGCCGAGUGUGGACAGUACUCUGAUCCCCCGGACGUAAAGUGUCCGCUGAACACUUGCUGCUCCGAGUUUGGAUUCUGCGGCACGACCAAAGAAUUCUGUACUGGCAAAUGCCAGUCAAACUGUGUCGAGCACCCAAAACCUCCCGCUGGAUCGGGUAGCCCGCUCUCCAAAGUGAUAGGUUACUACGAAGCCUGGAAUGACCGGUCUAAAUGUCACCAAACAUCCGCAAAGGAUCUGCCCGUGGACGCCCUGACACAUUUGAACUAUGCCUUUGCAUAUAUCGACCCCGGCAGCUUUGAGAUUACCACCAUGGACUCGGCCACGCCUGAGCGUAUCUUCCAAGACGUGGCCGACUUGAAAAAAACCAACCCCAGCCUGCAAAUCUACGUCAGUCUCGGCGGGUGGACAUUCUCCGACAACGGCACCGAGACCCAGCCCGUGUUUGGAAACAUUGCCCGCAGCGCCGCCAACCGUCAGACGUUUGCCAUCAAUGUGCUCAAGUUUCUCAACACGUACGGGUACGACGGUGUCGACGUCGACUGGGAGUACCCGGGGGCCCCGGACCGAGGCGGCCACGCGGACGAGGUUGCCACUUUCCCGCUGCUCCUCCAGACGCUGAGGCAGACCUUUGACGCCGCCGGGCAGGAGCUCGGCAUCACCUUCACGGCGCCCUCGUCGUACUGGUACCUGCGGUGGUUCGAUCUUCCCAAGCUGGCCAGGUGGGCCGACUGGAUCAACCUGAUGUCGUACGAUCUGCACGGCGUCUGGGACAGCACCAAUCCUAUCGGGUCCAUAGUCCAGGGCCACACGAACUUGACAGAGAUCCAGCUGGCCGCCGAGCUGUUCUGGAGAGUAGGCAUCCCGCCGUCCAAGCUCGCUCUAGGGUUUGGCUUCUACGGCAGGGCCUUUACGCUGGCAGACAGCUCUUGCACGAGGCCUGGCUGCGCGUUCAGCGGCGGCGCCAAGCCGGGCGUGUGCACGGGGACCAGCGGCUAUCUUGCGUAUUACGAGGUUCGAGACAUCCUGGACAAGAACAAGGGGCUCGAGCCGGUGUACGACAAGGACGCCGCGGUCAAGUACAUGACGUUUGACAGGGACCAGUGGAUCUCGUACGACGACGCAGACACCUUUGCGGACAAGAUGAGCUGGGCGAGGACGGUUGGGUUUUCGGGCUCGCUCAUCUGGGCGUCUGAUUUGGGCAAGUCGGCCCUGACGGGGAAAAAGACGGUCGGGUCUCUGCAAAGCAAGCAGUCCGCGGUCAAGGCGGCCGAGGUGGCAGCCACGUUCGGCGACAAGUGCUACGUGGAGGAAAACGAGCACAGGCAAAUGUGCGAGGCGGGCUACGUGCAGAUGGGCCGAGACGCCGCGGGCAAGUGCUCCGACAGCAAGGACACGCAGUGCGGCUACAUCGUCUGCUGCCCCAAGUCGUCGGGCCUGGGCCACUGCACGUGGCGCGGCAGCGGCGGCGACUGCAACGGCCAGUGCCACGGCGGCGAGGUCAAGCUGGCCGGGUCGAGCUGGGGCGGCUGGCCGGGCGAGUCGAGCGGGGCUAAGCGCUGCAGCCGCGGCGGCAAGGCGUUUUGCUGCAGGGCCGACAGAUUCGACCGGCUGCUGGAGGGGUGCCGCUGGACCGAGUUCCGGGGGACGUGCCGCCCGGACGAGCAGAAGGUCGCGCAUGCCUUUUCCGACGAGGACGGGCGGGGCCAGCAGUACUGCUGCCGGGCCACCGGCAGCGGCCGACCGGCGCCCGUGUCCAACUGCCACUGGGUCGGCCAGGGCGACUGCGCCGACAACACGUGCGCCAGGACGGAAAUCACCGUCGCCACCUCGUCGACGGGCGGCAGCUUCAACAGCUGCAACUGGUGGCGCAAGAAGUCGCUGUGCUGCACGCCCGACGGCGACGCCCUUGUCGACGAGUACAAGUGCGGCGGCGACCCGUGCGGCGAGGACGGCUACUGCGAGGACGACCUGGGGCCCGUGGCGGGCGGGUGGGGCCGGCGCUCCGUCGCCGUCGCCGUCGGCGGCGAGCUCCACGGGCGCCAGGCCGGAGGCGCCAGGCCCGGUCUGCCCCGGACGCAGCGACUGCAGAUGGUGGCCAAGACGCUCGUGUGGAACUCGGCGCCGUACCCGCCCGGAGACCAGCGGCAGUGGCUGCUCCGUCUCGGAGGAGGCCUGGCCGAGAUGGCCCUCAAGGGGGCCUUCAUGAAGGACAGCCUCCGGUGCCAGAGCGUGGUCCUCUCCUUCCACAAAAUCGCCGACCUCGCCUCCAAGGGGCUGCAGGCCGAGCACUUCUUCGAGAUCCAGAUGAUCAAGCAGUUUCUCAAAACCGCCAUCACCGGCGUCCUCCCCAACGUGCCCCUGAGCGCCGUCAGCGUCACGCCGCUGCUGUCGGCGGCCAGGCUCCUGGAAGACAACCUGUACGAUGGCUGGCACAAGCUCUACCCGUCCUCCGCCAACCUGCCGCCCAUUGUCGCCAACGUCCAGGGCUUGACCGGCGUCCCCUCGCAGUGGGCGCCGCCCCCCAACACGCCCGCCGGCCGCAUAAUGAGUGCCGUUGGCGACUGGGGCAACAUGAAGAACCUGCUCCUGGUCCAAGGCCACAUCAACUGGGUCAAGGGCCAGCUGUUCAGCCUCCAGAAUCCCAUCGCGCCGGCCACGCUGCAAAAGAGCAUCAAGAAAGCACUCGGCGGCGCCGUCGCCCAGGCGCAGCACAUUUCCACCACGUUGCAGAGUGUCUUUGCCGUCUUCAGCUACAUGAAUGACGCCUACGCCGAAAUCACCGAGCGCGAAGCCCUGCAGCAGCUCACCGACGAGAUCACCCACAUGGAUCGCCACAUCCCCGAGCUCCAGGGCAUCAGGGACAUUUGGCUCGAGUUCGUGCCCGCCAUGCGGACCGCCGUCGCCAACAAGGCCGUCUCCUUUGUGCGAAUGGUCCACACGACCGUCUCUGCCCAGGUCCCUGCCGCGGUGGCCGCCGGCGUGCCCCAUCUCGAGGAACUGCGCAGCGACGUGGAUUUCUUCCUGAAGAACAUCGACAAGUUGACGUGGCAGGCGGGCAACAACCGCGACUGA